CAAGUACACAAAAGCUCCCAACAUACAUACACACACAAAAGAAAGAGGCUAGCUAGCUAGGGCAAUGGCUAACAAGAGAAUGAGGGUACUCCAAAAACUCUCAAUGGCAAUCCUUCUUCUGAUAAUCCUUCUCCUUUCGCCGUCGGUUCGAGGGCAAGAUACCUCGGGAUGCGAGGCGGCCGCCACCGGAGGAUGUUAUGACAAGGAAAAAUCCUUAAAACUCAAAAUCAUAGGUAUAUUUACCAUACUAGUUGCUAGCAUGAUAGGAAUAGGUUUACCCUUAUUUUCAACUGCUUUUCCUGCCCUACACCCUGAUAGAAACGCAGCAGUUAUAGUAAAAAUUUUAGCUGCAGGGGUAAUUUUGUCAACUGGUUUCAUGCACGUACUCCCUGAUUCAUGGGAUAUGUUAACAUCUCCAUGUUUACCUGAAAACCCUUGGAGAAUUUUUCCUUGGUCUACUUUUAUAGCUAUGGUUACAUGUGUCUUGACCAUGAUGAUGGACACCAUUGCCACCGCUUACUAUAAACAGAAAGGGUUGAAGAGAAUGCACAACCAUUGCGGUGGUGGUCAUGGUGGUCUUGGCGGCGGCGGCGGCGACGGUGGUGUUGGAGCAAUACAUCAUUUAGAGAGUCCUAGAGAAGGUGACAUGGAAAUGGUAGACCAAAGUCAUCAUAAAAGUGAUAAAGAACAAGGUGUAGUAGUUUCACAACAAAAGGAGUCUCAACUCUUGAGGUAUCGUAUUGUGGCUCAGGUAUUGGAGAUGGGAAUUGUAGUGCACUCAGUGGUGAUAGGACUGUCGAUGGGUGUUUCAAACAAUCCAUGCACCCUAAGACCACUUAUAGCUGCUAUGUGCUUCCAUCAGCUUUUUGAGGGCAUGGGUCUUGGUGGCUGCAUCUUACAGGCCGAAUACGGGUUGAAGAUGAAAUCAAUAAUGAUAGCCUUCUUUUCAGCAACAACACCAUUUGGCAUAGCACUUGGGCUGGCUAUGCUAAAUGUGUAUAAUGAGAAUAGUCCAUCUGCUCUAAUUGUGGUGGGAGUACUCAAUGCUACUUCAUCUGGUUUACUAAUUUACAUGGCUUUGGUUGAUCUAUUAGCAUGUGAUUUUAUGGGACCUAAGCUUCAAGCAAAUAUCAAGCUACAAUUGGUUUGCUAUCUUGCUGCCUUCCUAGGCAUGGGUGUCAUGUCCCUUAUGGCAAAAUGGGCAUAAGACAUAUAUACUACAUAUUUUCUUCUUGGAAAAAGUAGAAAAAAGGUCUUUUUCUUUUCUUUGGGAGUACAAGCUAAUAAAUUGAGGGUGGUCUAUUUUCCCUAUGUAAAGUUAUUAUUAUAACUUAUUUUAGUAAUUUUUUUUAAAAAAAAAAGAUUGAGCAUAUGUGUCAAGUCUCACUAAUUUGAUCAGAAAAGUUUAGAGUGUUUUUUUUUCUGGGUAUUCGAGCUUGUAUUCCAUAGUUUAUUAGCAAAAACAUGUGUGAUGUAAAGAGAUUGACAAAUUAUGGUCCUCAAUUAUACCGACUUGUAGGUAAUAUAUGAAAAUUGAGAUGUUUCACCUCGUCGCUUUCUCAUAUACUACUAGAUCAUACUCUAUGUACUAUUAUAUUUUAAAUUAAUCUUAAGUUGAAUUCAAUGAAAUUGAUGGAA
Beta vulgaris subsp. vulgaris (sugar beet) is the source of this 1638-nucleotide messenger RNA. Its product is annotated as fe(2+) transport protein 1. The record is from RefSeq and is a predicted model, not a curated record. NCBI's taxonomy places the organism in Eukaryota, Viridiplantae, Streptophyta, Magnoliopsida, Caryophyllales, Amaranthaceae. The transcript is spliced from 3 exons. The coding region runs from base 65 to 1207 and encodes 380 amino acids. Gene Ontology annotation, biological process: zinc ion transmembrane transport. Gene Ontology annotation, cellular component: plasma membrane. Gene Ontology annotation, molecular function: zinc ion transmembrane transporter activity.